GCUCAGGAAAACUUCCGGUUUCAUGAGUUUAAAGGGGCUGUGGAGGUAAAAUGGAUUAUUUUAAACAGCAUUUGAAGACAGACUGUGAGGAUUUACUCGGGCGGUUUCAGGCCACGACGUCGGUGCGGUUCGAGGAGUUUUCAGCCAUCUGGAGAGAAAUGAAAUUCUCAACGAUAUUUUAUGGUAUCUUGGAACCCAGUGAGAAGAAGGUCUUCACGCGUCUGGCUCUCUGUGCAGCGUCUCCAUACCUCCUCCCUCCGUAUUCCUUCCAGAUCCGUGUCGGAGGUCUUUACCUGGUCUACAGUCUUUACAGCACUCAGCUCAACACUCCGAAAGAGCGGAUCCGAAUCUCUCUGAAGGACUGGGACGAUCUGAUGCGUUUCCAGCAGGACGCGGCGAACGCGCAGCACUACGACGUGGUGUACAUCCUCAGGAAACUGCUGGGUGAAAAAGCGUUCUGCUUCACCGCCAUGCCAGACACGCUGUGCUUUCAGGUGAAGAGGAGGAGAAUGGACAGGAGGCAGCAGUUGUGCGAGUCGUUUGUGGAUCGGCCAUCCCGACCUCAGGAGCUCAUCAGCACCGACGUGCUCGAGGAGCUGGCGAACGUCCAUGAGCACUACGAAGGGCUGAAGAAGGCGAUUCUCCCACAGCUGCCGCUUCGGUCCGAUCUGAGCCUCAUCAAUGAGAACCUGGUGCCCAAACUGCACAGCACCGUUCUUAAGUUCUGCAGCUGGCAGCAGAACACAGCUGACUUUGAUGAUCAUAAUGACAGAGAUGCAGGAGAAGGAACAUCAAAUCAGGAUGAGAGUUCUCGCAGAGCUCAGCUCCUGGCGUCCAUCAAAUCCAAGUCUUACGCUCAGGCUGUGGAGGCUUCGAAGUCUCGGCGUCACAGACAGAUCGAGAUGACGUCAUCAGCUCCGGACACGCCGUCCACGCAGCAAGUCCAAAAGUUCAAGAGACCUCUGUCUCUGAAAGCGCGUACAAACUCCCGCUUCAUGGCCCAAGGAAGCCAGAACGCAGAGCUGCAGCGCACGACUCGCUUCUGGCGCCUCACUGCAGUGGAGGGUGAAAAGACUGAAGGAAAAAAGAAGAGAAGCUUCACCUGGAAAGAGCGCACGCCGAGUAAAGACUAAACCUGAUUGGACGGGCUCACGCGUCAUGUCUAAUUUUGCGGGUUUAUGAUGAGGCGUGUCUGUUUGGACAGGAUCAUAACGUGUCGUCGGAUUCGAGCAGAUCGUGACAAGCUGUGUUUGAUUUAACAAGUUUCUGACUGACUGGAUCUGAUUGUAGCCCAUUUUUUUAAAUCUCAUUCCUGUCAAAUAUCUGACUCUGAACUCGUCACUGUUUGGAUUUUUUGGGGGUUGGGCCUUGGAAGAGAUGACAUACAACUGGACAGAUUGUGACUGGUGUUAUCGGACUCGUAGCAUGCUGUUUGAUUGGACAGGCUGAUAAGUCAAAUUUGUUUGGAUUGGAUUGGAAUGGAACAGGUCUUGUCUGAUUGGAUGGGUUUGUGAUGAGCAGAGGACUAGCUUGUAGUUUAGUGUCUGGUUGGACUGGUUUGGAACAGCUGAAGUAUGAUUGGACAGGGUCACUCCUGAUGUUCCAAGCCUGUCCAAUCACACACACCCAGUUAUAAGCCUGUCCAAUCAGGAGUGACCCUGGACAAGCUUGUAACGGGUCGUUCCUGAUUGGACAGCCUUGUAGCCGGGUGUGUCUGAAUCAAACCGCCUUGUCACUGGGGCUCUUGCCACCAGGUGUGUAUGAUUUUGGACGGGUCUCUUCUGACUGGAUGUCAUUUACAAUGUACCGGAAAUCCUGCAGAGAUGGACUUUAACGGGGACAGAUGUGUGUUGUGUUUUUAUUUUUAUUUAUUUAUUUUUUUUAAAUACUUAACACCCAAAGUGGAUCAUACCUCAAAACAUAUCAGUAUUUUUUGUUUUUAAUUUUUAUUUCAAGUGUAUUUUUACCUCCUAUGUACAUUUGUUUAAUCCUGUGCGUGUGUGUAUCUCUCAGUAUUACUGACUGAUAUUUAUAAUGCUUUUAUACAGUCUUUUUUAGACACGUUGUGAAAAUACUUCUGUAAAAAGUUGUUGUUGUUUUUCCUGCCAAUUUGUGCAUAAAUAUUUUCUACGCUGUUUGACCUGAUUUGCUUUUUCACCUUGUGUUUAGAGGUUGGUGUUCGACUCUUUCUGAUGUGCUGCUGCUGCACCAAACAGACAGUGUUAAAGUUAAUAUUGUGAUGGUGUGGUGGUUAGCACUGUCGCCUCACAGCAAGAAGGUCCGGGUUCGAGCCCCGUGGCUGGCGAGGGCCUUUCUGUGCGGAGUUUGCAUGUUCUCCCCGUGUCCGCGUGGGUUUCCUCCGGGUGCUCCGGUUUCCCCCACAAUCCAAAGACAUGCAGGUUAGGUUAACUGGUGACUCUAAAUUGACCGUAGGUGUGAGUGUGAAUGGUUGUCUGUGUCUAUGUGUCAGCCCUGUGAUGACCUGGCGACUUGUCCGGGGUGAACCCCGCCUUUCGCCCGUAGUCAGCUGGGAUAGGCUCCAGCUUGCCUGCGACCCUGUAGAACAGGAUAAAGCGGCUACAGAUAAUGAGAU
Molecule: messenger RNA, 2593 nt
Organism: Neoarius graeffei (lesser salmon catfish)
Lineage: Eukaryota; Metazoa; Chordata; Actinopteri; Siluriformes; Ariidae
Gene: snapc1b
Product: small nuclear RNA activating complex, polypeptide 1b
Exons: 10
Coding region: 51-1133 (360 amino acids)
Biological process (GO): snRNA transcription by RNA polymerase III; snRNA transcription by RNA polymerase II
Cellular component (GO): snRNA-activating protein complex
Molecular function (GO): sequence-specific DNA binding
Source: RefSeq, a predicted model, not a curated record